Messenger RNA from Ramularia collo-cygni, 642 nucleotides. RefSeq lists its product as uncharacterized. The coding region runs from base 1 to 642 and encodes 213 amino acids. NCBI's taxonomy places the organism in Eukaryota, Fungi, Ascomycota, Dothideomycetes, Mycosphaerellales, Mycosphaerellaceae. The record is from RefSeq and is a predicted model, not a curated record. The transcript has 2 exons.
AUGUCAUCCGCGGAUGCAUCCUGCACUCCCCUGAGCGCAAAUAAAGUGCCGCGAUGCAGACUACUCGAGUUGCCUACUGAAUUGAGGCUUGAAAUCUACGAAUUUGCAACCGUCACUUCAGACGUCGACAAUCGGAUCGAGAUCACCGCACGAGGAUUUCAGCGCAGCCCUCUGGUGCUGACCUGCAAAGCAAUCCACGAUGAUGCGAACAACGUUUUCCUUCGCCAGAAUUGGUUCCAUCAUGAAAUGUUUGGAUUCAACAGCACCACAUUGGUCAAAUUUGAGGAUUUCUGUGAGACACACCUGACGUUUUUUCAACAACAAUCAAUGGAGCUCGCUGUUACGACUAACUUAAGCCUCGUUGUGCUCGAAGACGAGUGCUUGUGGCACAAUCUUAUGGCAUACCUCCAGAGCUUCCACGCCACAAAGGUGACUUAUGCACUCGAACAGCCGGCCCAGAUCGACGGCGAACAUUGUGACUUGGAAACUCUGAUGAUGAGGCAUAUCAUCGGAACCAUGUUUAUGAUAGUGGAUUUAUCCGAGGAGGAGGAGCCAUGGGGCAAAUUUCUAGUGAUUUUCGAUGGCAUGCGGCCAAGUCUGAUCGCGCUGGACGACAAGUGGGCAAGGAAUUUGCGAGAAUGA